This is a messenger RNA of Chlamydomonas reinhardtii, 3343 nucleotides long. RefSeq lists its product as uncharacterized. The transcript has 17 exons. The record is from RefSeq and is a predicted model, not a curated record. NCBI's taxonomy places the organism in Eukaryota, Viridiplantae, Chlorophyta, Chlorophyceae, Chlamydomonadales, Chlamydomonadaceae. Gene Ontology annotation, cellular component: nucleolus; preribosome, large subunit precursor; nucleus. The coding region runs from base 112 to 2760 and encodes 882 amino acids. Gene Ontology annotation, molecular function: rRNA (guanine) methyltransferase activity; rRNA (uridine-2'-O-ribose)-methyltransferase activity. Gene Ontology annotation, biological process: maturation of 5.8S rRNA from tricistronic rRNA transcript (SSU-rRNA, 5.8S rRNA, LSU-rRNA); rRNA methylation; maturation of LSU-rRNA from tricistronic rRNA transcript (SSU-rRNA, 5.8S rRNA, LSU-rRNA).
CAUUGUGUUGUAUUGCUAGGAACACUUUUCCUUUGAAGCUGAACGUACCCUGGCCUUUGGCACGCCAGUCACAAACCCUUCCAAAAGGAGCAACUCCUAAGGCUUGCGAAAAUGGGAAAGACUAAAAAGGGAAAGGGACGCUUGGAUAAGUUCUACCACCUUGCCAAGGAGCAAGGAUUUCGUUCACGUGCGGCGUUUAAGCUAAUUCAGCUGAACCGGAAGUACAACUUCCUGGGGAAAUGCCGGACCCUGCUGGACCUGUGCGCUGCGCCAGGCGGCUGGCUGCAGGUGGCGGCCAAGACCAUGCCCGUGGGCUCCCUCAUCUUGGGUGUGGACCUGGCGCCCAUCAAGCCCAUCCGCGGCGUGAAGACGCUGGUGCAGGACAUCACCACGCAGCAGUGCCGCACGGCCAUCAAGCGCGAGGCGGGGGGCGCCAAGAUGGACGUGGUGCUGCACGAUGGUGCGCCCAACGUCGGUGGUGCCUGGGCCAGUGAGGCAUACAACCAGUCUUCGCUGGUGCUGGACUCGCUGCGCCUGGCGGUGGAGACUCUGGCGCCUAAGGGUACCUUUGUAACCAAGAUUUUCAGGUCCAAGGACUACAACGCGCUUCUGUACGCGUUCAACCAGCUGUUCGACAAGGUGGAGGCCACGAAGCCCGCGGCGUCGCGUAACACCUCGGCUGAGAUCUUCGUGGUUUGCCUGGGCUUCAAGGCGCCCGCUAAGAUCGACCCGCGCCUGUUGGACAGCAAAAUUCUGUUCCAGGAGGUGGCGGAGCCCAAGAAGGUGAUGGGCCCGGAGGCGCUGCUGCGGCAGAAGAUUAAGCAGCGGCGCUUCCGUGAGGGCUACGAUGAGGGCUUCUCCACCUCUCAACGCAUCACCAGUGCGCUGGCCUUCCUGGUCAGCGAUGGGCCCGUGGAGAUGCUGGGCAACUUCACCGAGAUGGCGCUGGAGGGCCCGCACUCUUGGGUUGUGGCGGAGGGGCUGGGCGAGGGGGCGGCGGAGCCCAAGGAGCUGGCCGCCAAGAUCCGCAGCCACGCCGCCACCACGGCGGAGAUCCGCACGCUGUGCAAGGACCUGCAGGUGCUGGGCCGCAGCGAGUUCAAGCAGCUGCUGCGCUGGCGCCUGGCGCUGCGGAAGGACCUGAAGGCAGAUCUGGCCACCGAGGAGGAGGCGGCCAAGGGCGGUCACAAGAAGGCCAAGGGCGCGGACGCCAAGGCGGGCAAGGACGGUGAGGCGGGCAAGGAGGGUGAGGCGGUGGACCCGGAGGAGGCGCUGAUGGCGGACAUGGCGGCGCUCAAGGACAAGAUGGCGCGCGAGGCCAAGCGCGAGAAGCGCAAGCGGCGCGAGAUGAAGAUCAAGGCCAAGCUGCGCGCGGCGCAGGCGGUGCAGAGCGAGGGCCUGGGCGAGGACCCGCACCAGGGCGGUCCGGAGCAGCUGUUCAACCUCAAGGGGGUCGAGGCCGGGCUGGGCGACGCGGACGUGCCCGACGACGACAUGAUGGACGUGCUGGAGGCCGGCUCCGACGACGAGGACUCGGACGCUGCGUCGGGCAGCGACGCGGACAGCGACAUGGACAGCGACCUGGCGUACGAGAUGGAUCUGGAGGACGCGCUGGACAACUCGUACAAGGAGUACCUGGAGCGCAAGGGUGUGCGCGCGGCGGCCGAGCGGGAGCGGCGCAAGCGGCUGGGCAUGGAGGGCGAGCUGGACGAGGACGACGAGGGCGGCGCCGCAGCUGACCGCAGCGACGACGAGGACGACGAUGUGGAGCGGCUGGAGGACGACGACGGCGAGGACAUGGAGGGCGGGCUGCUGGUGUCGCUGGAUGAGGACCGCGCGGGUGUGGCCAAGAGCGGCUCGGCCAUGGCGGCACAGUGGUUCAAGCAGGACUUGUUCGCGGACCCCAACCUGCUUGACGACGACGACGAGGAGGCGGGCGCUGGGGAAGACGCGGCGGACAAGCGGCCUGCCAAGAAGGCCCGCACGGACGGCGCGGAGGCGGCACCCGCGAAGGGCAAGAAGGCCGUGGCCGCACAUGCUGAGGAGGACGAGGAGCCGGCCUCUGCUCGCGCGCGGUCCGGUCUAGGCGCCGGGACGUCCGCGGCGGCUCUGGCGGGCGGCAAGGGCCGGCGGGGCGGGGCUGACUUCGAGGUGGUGCCGCAGGAGCCGUCCGGGUCGGGCUCUGGUUCCGGUUCGGACUCGGGCACCGACUCCGAGGACGAGUUCGACAUGCUGGACGAUCAGGGGAAAGCGGAGGUGCUGGCUCUGGCCAAGCGAAUGCUGCGGCGCAAGGAAAAGGAGUCUAUCGUGGACGCCGCCUACAAUCGCUUCGCCUUCCACGACACUGGCCUACCACGCUGGUUCGCAGAGGAUGAGCGCCGGUUCAUGAGGCCGAUACCGCAAGUCACGAAGGCGGACAUAGAGGCAGAGAAGGAGCGGUUAAAGGCGAUUGACGCGCGGCCCAUCAAGAAGAUCGCGGAGGCGAAGGCGCGCAAGAAGCAGAAACUGGUCAAGCGCCUGGAGCAGGCGAAGCAAAAGGCCAACGUUGUGGCUGACCAGGAGGACGUGCCCAUGAAGUCCAAGAUGCGCGAGAUUGAGAAGAUUUACGCCAAGGCACACAGCAGCGCCAAGCGGAAGAGCAAGAAGGGCCGCAAGGGGCCGCCGCUGGACAAGCGCCUGAAGAAGGACAAGAAGUCCAUCAAGCGCGCCGAGCAAAAGAUGAAGAAGGGCGGGCGUAAGGGUAAGGGCAAGGGCCGGUAAAUGCAGCGCUGCUAGUCUGACCGGAACGAGGCUGUGGGCGUGUUGGGAGUUUGAGAAUGGGUUUCUGAAGCGGUUCCCGGCCUGCAGCGGGAUCUGCAAAGCACAGGGCAACGAACAUGCAUGGCGGCUGUGACAUAGCACUGCGUCAGCCCGUGACCUAGCUGGAGGCGCGGGGCUCAGCCCUCGAGAGCGUAACUUUGACGUGAGCACGAGAGGUGCACGCGUGGCCAUGAUGCGCCUUGGCCCUGUCAAGCGCUGGUCAGCGUGGGGAAGUGGGUAGGCAGAGGUAGUGAUGCACCCGUGUAGCGAUGAGGUAGUGUUAACUGCGAUCGGAUAGCGCAAGGGGCACACUGCCCCUAUAGAUGAUGAUGGGAUGUGGCAAGCCUUGACAAGAAAGGUGGCUCUCCCUCUCAAGGAAAGUGCGUUGAGAAGAAGGGAACGCCCCGUUGAUUCUUUUGACCGUCCGGAUAGAUGGCUUGCAAGCUUGGGGGAAGGUGCCUGAAUUAAGGUGCAGCGUGGUAGCCGCAGCCGCUGUGGCUGCAGAGGCGUAAGCGGCGAAAGUUGUAAGCGAUGUAUGACUGUG